AUGCUGAUGUUAACUGAGUCAGAAGAUGCAACUGUACUAGUCGGAUCUCUGGUUUGAAAUAUUUCAGUUUUUCGUUAAGUUAUUUAUUUUAGCUUUUGUUUUUUACCUGCGGUUGGGUUUUCUACGCAAAACAGCUGUUCCGUAAUUAUGAAGUACGCAACAGGUAACUUUAAAAAGUUUGUAUUAAUAAGAACGAAUUUUUUUCAGAACUGUCCAGAUUCUGUUUUCUUUUACGUUUGCAUUCUCUUGCGCAAUGUUCGAGUUGAUUAUUUUCGAAAUUGCAAACAUCAUGGCGCAAUCGUGAGUAUUUUUCUAUGUACAACUGGAAUUUCGGAACUUUAGAUCUCGGUUUCGAGCUUGGAAAUUUUGUCUCACGGGUGUCCUGAUUAUAUUGAUUGGCGUUCUUCCUUUUUAUUUUUGUUUCUCGAUCGUCCGUGCUUUAGGAUUGGGUUAGUUUCAACUUCCAGGAGUACAAAUAAAAAAAUUAUUAAUUCAAAAGCGGAAACUAUUUAUCAAAAGCUAAUUAGUUCUUAAAAUUAUUUAGUUGAAAAAAAUAGUUGAAAAAAAUUCAGUAGCAGUUUAGAAAUAUGAGGAAAUCCACUGUGUAUUGGUAAAAUGUUUAAGAGGAAUUUCAAGGUUCGAAGUGUUCAGAAAGUUUUUUUUCGAAAUAAUUUGAAAAGUCUCUUCGGAUUCAUUUUCAAUAACUUUUCCCAAAAAAUUAAAUUUUUUCAGUCCGGUCUCGUUAUCAUUUUCCAACAGCAGUCCUGGCUUGGUUGACUUUUAUCUUCUUUUUCUGGAGAUCUGGAGAAUCGUUUCCUAUUCUCAGUCACAAGCACGGUUUGAAAGCACCAAAAAAAUUUUAGAAUCAUGAAAAAAUUAAGGAAUUUUCACGAUCGAACAAGCGAUUUCUCGAAUUGGCGUCCUUGGCGUCACCGUGAUGGCUCUUCUGUCCGGAUUCGGUGCAGUCAACGCGCCUUAUACUUCUAUGACUUUUUUCAUGAAGCCUGUGAGUGGGAAAUUCUUGGAAAACUUAUCAACUUUAGUUUUUAGGUUGAGAGCAAGGAUAUUGAAACAAUGGAGCAUCGCCUUCUCCAAACGAUGGAUAUCAUUGUAUCCAAAAAGAAAAGAAUCGCUCAUUACUCCAAGGAACGCGACCGCUUGGCUCCCACAAGAGGUGAGAUAGAAAUCUGAGAAAGGAAACAUAAAAGUCUUUUUCAGUAGAAAAAGUAGAAGACGACAGUUUCUUCGCUAAAGUUAUGACGACUGUUGGAUAUUCCCCAUCGAUCAGAAGUCGGAACAUCAACGACGUCAUCGAGUACGAUUUUUGAUUGUAAAAGUUGAUCAUUCGUUUUUUUCAUGAACUUUCCCACCUUUUAUCCGAUUUUUUUCAAAAGAUUUCAAGUUUGGAGAGAAAAAAAUAUUAAAAUUUUGAUAAAAAAACCCAAGAAUAAAUUGUAAUGGCAGAAGAUGCUUCUCAUGUCUUCACAUGUAUAUUUGCUUCAAAAAUUAAUUAAUUUUUUUAAAUAUUUGUCAUCUUUCACAUUUUCUAUUGAAUUAUCCUUUUUUUCAAGAAUUGGAAGAUUAGAUUUUAUUUAUGAAUUCGCUCAAAUAGUUUGCGAAAGAGAAACUUUUUUCGUAGAUAGAAAUUUACUUGAUUUUGAAGGACUUGGGAGAUAAGUUCAAAAUAAAUGAUCCAAAAUCCACAUUGAAUUUAUCUUGUUUGUAAAAAAAUAUAAUACUAAACUUUUUUAGAGGAUUGGAAAACGAAAUAAGACACAUGGAAGAACUGAGUCGUUACAUAUUCACGGGUAUCGCCGAGCUUUACGAACUUCAGAGUCGUCUCGAAUUCAGGUAAUUUGCGGUUCAAUAAAAAUAAAACAGCUUCUAAAAGGACCGAAUAAGUAGUUUCUAUAGCAGUAAAAUCAAAGUGGUCCUUAUAGACGUUUGAGGGUCGUUCAAUUUUAUUCAAAAAAGUCACUUUUUUUGCUUUUCGCAUGGAAAUGCUUCUUCUCUUAGAGUUCAUAAAAAUGGUCGGCUAGCAUGCCCCCUAUUAAAGCCACUAAGGGAAAAUCCUAAAAGGAAAAUUUCGCAAACUUUAGUGACCCCUAUAGGGAUUGUUAAAGUGCUCCCUAAAAAAAACCCUUCAAGGGCUCUUAAAAUUGCACCUAUAGGGAUCACUCUGGAGUUCCUAAGAUAUUAAAAAACGUGGUUACAGCAAAACUCUUCUCGGAAAAUACUUCAACUUCAUUGGCCACUUCUUUUCGCUUUAUUGCGUGUGGAAAAUUUUUAUCUCGCUUGUCAACAUUGUUUUUGAUAGAGUCGGAAAGGUGAGCUAAUAGGAAUUUUCAUGAAUAGAAAACAUAAUUACAGGUUGAUCCUGUCACUCGAGCAAUGGAAAUCGGGGUUCAUUACAUGGGUUUUGAAUUAGACGUGAGUACCAAUUUUCUCAUUUUGAAUAAAAUUUUCACUUGAAUAUUUUCAGGUUCGUUUCUGGUCACAACACAUAUCUUUCAUUCUGGUUGGAGUUAUCGCGGUCACUUCGAUUCGAGGUGAAAUUUACAUCCCUUUUCUAUAAAGUUGAAAAAUUCGAAAGGUUUUUGAAGUCAUAAAAAAGAAAAAAGGAGUUUCUGAAUGCUUGAAAUAAUUUCAGGCCUUCUGAUCAACCUGACAAAGGUUUUCCAAGCGAUGUCCAGCCCAAAGACGUCGAAUUUUGUCGUCCUGAUGCUUGCUCAAAUCAUGGUUAGUACAGUUUCUUCCAUUUUCUGUUUGGGAAAAUUCUAGUUGUUAUUGCUAAAAAGUUUUUAGCUUGAAUGUCUUUAAAAAAUUAGUUUUUCAAAAAUAUCGGAGCUCUGAGCACAUCAAUUGAACUUUAGGGUUAGGAAAAGAAGCAAUCUGAACACCAUUUCUGAAAAAAAUUUCCUUUAUUCGAUAUUUUUGAUGCGUUCCCAAUCAAUAAAUGUCUGAAACAGUAAUCGAUUCUAAGAGAGAACAAGCUUCUUUAACUGCAAAAAAAUACGCAGUAGUGAAAAUGUGAAAACCUUUUUUCAGGGAAUGUAUUUUGUAUCGACCGUUCUUCUCAUGAGGAUGAACAUGCCUCUGGAGUACAGGUACAUUUUUCUAUUUUAUUGAAAGUUUGAUUCAUGACCCGAUUUGGAUUGAGGCUAAAAAUAUAUAAAAUGAGAAAAUUUCUAUUUCUCAAGUUUCAAGUGUUUUUUUACUUUGAUUACAACCCGUAGAUUUCUGAAAAAAAUUUUGAUGCUGUGAUUUUUUUGUUAAAAAUGUAAUUCAAUAACCUCUUCAGUUCUUCUUGAAAGAUUUGGAAUUGUUUUUCUGCAGUUUAGUGGCUUUUUGAAUAAAAAAACUUAAAAUUUUCCAAAAAAAUCUCAAAUUUUAGAGAUUUUUAUGAGUAACGAGGCGGAAAAAGGCAAAAAAAUAUUUCUAAUAUUGAUAUAACCAUUAAUUUCUAAUUCUACCAGCAAUCAUUCAGCUACAAGACAUCCAAAAAAUAAAAAACCUGAAUUGAUAUUUUCAGGCAAAUUAUCACAAUGGUUCUGGGUGACCUGCAGUUCAACUUCUACCAUCGCUGGUUCGACGUCAUUUUCUUCAUCUCAGCCAUCGCUUCGAUCUUGUUCCUUUACUUGAUCCACAAGCGAGCUCCUGUCGCCGCUUAUGUUCAUUGAAAACUUCUAUUGAUACGAGUCAAAAAUGAGUUGUGUUUCGCUUGUGAAUACGGUUAUCUAAUUUAUUCAAAAUUUAUGGCAUAUUUUUGUUUGUUUUUGUUGUUGUUGUUGGAUUUUUACUGGUUAGUAAAAAAUAUUUGGAAUUUCAAAAAAUUGAACAAAUGAAAUCAUGUGGGAGUCAGGUUCCAUUCUCAAUUCGCUUGAGGAAAUAUAGGGCUAACCAUUGGCAUGUUUUUUUGUUCAUUUUUUUGUUGUUGUUGUUGGAUUUGUACUGGUUAGUAAAAUAUUUGGAAUUUCAAAAAAAUUGAACAGAGAAAAGUAUGGGGGUCAGGUUCCAUUGAUAAUUGGCUCGAGGAAAUACAGGACUGCCCCUUGGCAUAAUAUUUAACAUAAAAUUCAUGUCGCUCUGACAUUUUUCGAUCUAGGAAUGAGAAAAAGAGUUUGAAUCAGGAAAAGUGUUCCGAAAUUCCGUGCAAAGUCUUCAUCGGAGAGGCUGCUCUCAUCCAGAAGCUUCCGGAUAGAAGAAGGUCUUUGGGCUUCAGCUACAACAUCCGCUAUAUUCUGAUCUCGUGAAAAAGCAAAGUUCCAAAAUACCAUUCUUUAGAUUUGAUCAACUGAAAAUUCGGAAUUCUAGUUCACUAAUUCGGUUUUUCGCGUUAUAACCUAUGACUAAAACAACAAAAUGAAUGAUUUAUUGAUAAAUCACUUAGUUAACCAUUAUCUUGGAUGAACUUCAAUAGCAAAAAUUUUCGAAAGGACGAAGAAUUGUUUUCUAAUUACUGUCUCUACUCUAACAUCAUCUGGGAAAUAUAUUCAAAAAAAAAAAAUUAAAAACCUUAUUUGAAUAAAAUCUUCAAACAAAGCUUUGAUGAAAGAAACUCACCCUUGAUCUUCUACCCUAAUCUCCCCAGACAUCAAAGCUGCGUUCACAAAAAAGGAAAACUUUAGAACUUUAAUCUGAUUCGCAAAAAGGGCUGCAGCCUCACAUUUGACCAAAACGACCAACCGCAACAUUAUUGUACGGCGGAGACGGGUAGCGAUGGCCAGAUAAUGAGGGUGAAGGCGUGUCCCAGCAACUGAGGAAUUCAAAAAAACGGCAGAAGGCGUAGUGUCCGGAGGAAGAACAUCUUCAAACGUCACUCAGUCUCCCUCAGCCUCUCCUGACGGUUCAAUCAUGCUUCUCCUGCUGUUGCAACUUCUGUUGAUGACACGGCAAAGUUAUCAAAGUGGUAAGUGCGGAUCCGAGUGUAUGCUGAUUUUAUCAAUUUCAUUCUUCUUUUUGUUUUUUUUUUUUUCAUUUGAGCUUCCAUGUUUUCGAAUCAUCUUUUUUCGAAAGAUUUGAUUGAACAAAAGGUUUUGAGAUCUACUGGAGGCAUAAAAUAGAGGAUGAAUUGAAGUGAUAUCGAACCUUCCAAAAAGUUUUCUUCUCUUGUAAUAAGCUUGUUUCGUUUUAGCAUUUAUUGGUUCAUGUGCCGCUUAUUCAUAACUGGCUAAAAAAAAUUGGGAUUUUUCGUUUUAAGUCAGCCCUGACUAGAGUCCAAAUGGAGAGUGAAAAGCUCAGAAGCUCUUUGCGUUGUAAUUUUGAAGUUUCGUCUCUGAUUUUGAAGAAUUUUCGUAGGCUUUUCUAGAGAACCAAUGUUAGUCACUUUCAGUUAAUCGCAACAGUUAGAGAAAGUUUUUGAAGCAUUAUGAAUAAAAAAAUUUCUAAAUUCAUUAAAAUGAUUAUCCGUUAACAAACAAAAAAAUUCAGUAAAAUGCAGAGUGUGAAAAACUUUGUGAAAAAAAUGCUUCUUUAAAAAAAUUCUUAAAUUCAGAAUGCUAUGUGUCGAGCUGGACGAGCUGGAGUGAGUGUUUUGGAGAUUGUUUAUUGGCCCAAGCGGUCAGAAAUCGGGACGUCGUCCGACCUCCUCUCCCAGAAGCGCAAGAAGGCCAAAUGCCGUUGCAACGGACUUGUCCGCACCUGUAUGAAAUCAAAAGCUGCCGAGUGGACGGAUGUGUCGAGGUUCGAUUUUCCAAUCAGUUCAAUCUUUUUAAAGCCACAUUUAUCCCCUGUUUGCUUUUAUCUGGGGAAAUUGUGAAUAUUCCGUACUCUCUGAAGUUGAUUUGAAUUGACCCUCGGCGACCUGGUUUCUUAGAAUUUGCAUGAGAAUGGCAGAAAGCAAUGGUACUCAAUGGAAUUUUCUCGGAAUUUGGGUUUGCAGUAUGUUUUAUCGCCGUGGGAUCUAUACAACUGUUUCUUUAUGGGCCUGUCCACUAACCUUAUUUUUUCGUGGAAGUGUUCAAAUUCGCAAGAAAUCAUUUAGAAGGACAAUUUUUCAAGGCUUAUCUAAAUUAUGUCGUUAUGUUACAUCACUUAAGAACAGAAAUUUAUGAAUGUUCAUUUGUUUUUAAAAGAAAAUUGUGACUUAAAAAUAAAAAAAUUGAGUUUUUUUCGCUGUAGACUUUUUGUCUCGGUCUUCUGAGCUUACUUGAAGAUUCAAAAUUCGAAAUUUCUGAUUCUUUAGAAAAUUUCUCAGUGUUUUCGCGGCUUCAAAAAGGCCGACAAAAGGAAUUUCCGAUACACGAUCUCGAAAAAAUAAGGCGUCGAAAACCUUUAAAACUAAAAAACUACGGAAUUCAACAGUGCGGCGAUUUUCCAAAGGAAAACAAGCUUUUGUUUAUCCGGUGCCUAUCUGACGAUUUUAGAAAAAGUACUUCAAGCGUAACCACCCACCACGCGACCAUAUUUCAUCUCAAUAAUCGAAAAACUGCAUGACACUGCUGGGAUCAGGUUUUCUUCCUUGUCUGUCCUGGAGGGUCAAGCUACGGAGACGUAGUCCUGGCUAAGAGGGCAUACUUAUCGGCGUCGGCAAUCUUGAACGGCCUGCGAAAAAUCGGCCACUGGCGCGUGUACGUUUCGCAAAAAAGGCGUGAAAAUCCGCAUUCCUUCCUGCCUCAUUUCAAACAUCGAAAAUCGAUGUCGUUAAUUGAAGCUCUUGCACUUUAACGAUCGAUGUAAUCAGACAAGUUUAGUUGACGCUUCAGGUUGACGUCGGCGGGAGAGGUGCGAGAAAUGGAUACGGAAGGUCUCGAGGGGAAGAUCAUUUGAACAAGUAUGAGCUUGAUGCAGCUGUGCUCCGAGGAACAAAGGUGAGAGCUCGUGACGUUUCCAAUUGUAUGAUUCCUUUUCAGACCCUUUUGCCUAAAGCCAAUAAAAUUGAUCAUCUUCUGGAAAGCUCAGUUCCUGGCGAUGAAGUUACUUCAACAUCAAAACUUUCUGAUGUACUGAUAGACAUUUCUUCGAAAAAAAUCACCAAUUCAGAUUGGAAAAAAGAAAGUGAGUUUUUCAUUUUUUUUUUUUCAAUGACAACGGAACGGUUGCAGAUCUGCUGCGAGAUAACUUCUCGACGACGUCAUAUCGAGAUGAUCCAACUCCAGAAAAGAACCUGUCGCCUUCCGAAACUCCAACUGCCGCGCAGCCCACGACUACUCAACAAUCCAUUGGCACUCCAGAAAACUCAGCGCUUCCUUCUUCGCACUCCGAAGAAAUACUACAUUCCUUCACAAAACGUCGCUAUACAGGCCGCCAUCGCAAGUUCUACCGACAAAGAUAUCAGGGAGAUACCACAGAACUGCCAAUCAACGCUGUCCUCCGAAGGAUUGAAGACUCCUUGGACUUGAGAAAACCCCUUGACGAGAAGUUCAUUAAAACCGCUUUAAAACGCAACCGAAAACUGACCAAAGUUUUGAUGGAUGCCUACAGAAGCAGUCAAAACCAAACAACUGAAGAGCCAGCUGUUAUUGUCUAUCCGACAUUCUCGCCAACAACUGAUUCGACAAUUUCUACAACAGAAAAAGUAUUAUCAGUUAAUUCCACCACGUCUACCGCAGCCUCACAAAAAACGACUUUGAGUACUGAUCUUGAAACUUCAUCCACCCCGACUGAUUCAUCUUUCGUCACAGCUAAAGCGGAAGAAAAAUCUGAAACCGAGUCGACUACACCAGAGCCUUCAACUACCGCUACCACAACUUCUCUGCCUUACUGGCCGAAAACAGGAUACAUUCCGAACACCAGAAAACACGCCUCCGAUAUAACUUCGAAACUCUACAUGACUCAAGAAAUAGUCCAAGUCAUGGCGGACGAGCCACUUCAACGCAGCACCUAUCAUUCCGACUGUAAGAUUUCGCCUUCAAAAAUGAGUCUCAAUCCUGUUUUCCAGGCAAAAUGAACCCAAGGUGUUGCAAAGUGCAAAGAACGGAAUGUGCUGAUGGAAUGGUGCCGAAAUACGUCAAGCGGUACUACAGACCUGUGAGUUUAUUCUUGAUCGUAAUCAAAUCAAACCGUUUUCAGCGUGGGUCAAUGUCUUGCCUCGCUUAUCAUUACCCAAGAUGUUCUCAAACCGAAGAAAUGGAAGAGCUCCCAAUUCUUUUCGAACAGAACUGCCAGGAUAUCUGCUUCGGAGGGUCAGAAAAAAGAAUAAAUCCGUUGUUCAUGUUGGAAUACGAGGAUGAGUAA
Messenger RNA from Caenorhabditis auriculariae, 8175 nucleotides. The record is from the annotation of a GenBank genome assembly. Lineage: Eukaryota; Metazoa; Nematoda; Chromadorea; Rhabditida; Rhabditidae.